GGGUGUUGUGCGACUCCAGUUAAAGAAAUGAACGGAAUCCAUUGGUUGGGACAGACUAGCGUUUGAAAAAUAAUCGAGUGCGCAGGACGGUCCGGAGUAGCUAGCGAACCAGCUAGCUUUCUGCAUCCACUCGCUGGCCGUUAGCUUCGCUGUGCAGUCCGAGAGCAGUGGCCGCAAUUCUCCUCAUAACGCUUGCUCGAUUUAGAUGUUACUUUUUGGUGAAGAUGUUCAUGUUGUUAAAUUUGUUUUUGUUUUUUUUUUAAGUGAAUGGGCAUGUGUCCCAAUAUCCUAAAGUUACUAAACCAACGACUCUUUCCAAUGAACACAGGGGAGGCAAAGUAUUGACAUCUCAGAAGCACGUAGUUUGUGUCAAGAUUUGAGAUGGAAGGAGACGAGUGCAGCUUCCCCCCAGACUCGUCAGAUGACCACUCGCAAAGAGGAAGCGUCGCUUCUUCUGCCGCACUCUCCCACUCUCAGGAUGUGCUUGUGUACCUCUUUGGUGACAGCGCGGUGCACUUAUCAGUGGAAGGGCUCAGCAGUGUCACUGUGCAAGAGUUGGGCCGCUUAGUCCGAGAGGCUCUUCGUGUUCCUGAGAGUGCCCAGGACGCUUUUGCCUUCUGGCUGUCGUCUCCCCUACUUGAGGUGCAGUUAAAGGCGAGGCAUCACCCGUACAAAGUGUGUCGCCAGUGGCAAGACUUGCUGUACCGCUUCACGGACGCCUCUGAGGAGGACAUUUCACAAGAUGAGCCCUGUCUUCAAUACCGUCGGAACGUCUUUUUCCGCAAAUCCAAAGAGCUGCAGAUAGAAGAUGAGGGAGUGCUCCGACUUUUGUACGAAGAGGCCAAGAGCAACGUCAUCACUGGACGAUACCCGUGCGAUCCGGAACACUGGGCUUCUCUCGGAGCCUUGACCCUCGCUCUGGACGAGGGGACGGGCCUGGACAGGCAGAAAUUGACUUCGACCAUGCGCGAGAAGAAGCUGGCUUCUUUGGUUCCGGCGCACGUGGCCGCGGGGGGUGGAGGCUUAUUCUCCACGUUGAGAGGGAAGUCCGGCCGUCAGGCGGGCUUGGAGCGCGAUCUCUUGGAGGAGUACGUCAAGAUCGGAGACUCUCGGCGACACUCUGAGAUUUUACAGCGGUACCUCGGCACGUGUCACUCUCUGCCUUAUUAUGGAUGCGCCUUCUUUGACGGAGAGAUCGACAAACCGGCCCAAGGGAUCCUCCAGAGGUUGAAACGCAAAGCUGUCAGUGUUUGCAUCUCCCUGGAGGGAGUUUACGUCAUGGACGUCAAGGAGAAACACGUGCUUCUGGGCCUGCGCUUCAGUGAGCUUUCCUGGGACCACAGCUACCCCGAGGAGGAAAGCGACUCGCACAUCCUGUGGCUCGAGUUCGAUGGCGACGAAGACGGCACUCCGGUUAACAAGUUGCUGAAGAUUUACUCCAAACAAGCAGAGCUGAUGAGCGGCUUCAUCGAGUUUUGCGUGGAGUUGAAGUCCGUGUCCGAGGGAGGAGCCGCGGCAGAAACGGACGGCGACGCGGGUCUGUCGCAGCAGGCGUCCGGCAAAGACGGCGGCGGGGACGAGAACGGACGGCGCCGGAUGUUGCGCCGGCAGAGCAGCGUCGUGUGCAGCCGCGUCCGUUCGCUUCACACCAUAAACUACGUGGACAACGGAAAAGAAAUCAAAUGCUUCAAGCCCAAAAGAGCGGCCUCCUUUUUCACGCGACAGGCGUCCGCGCCCGUGUACUCUUCCGUGCAAGCGGCCGAGAGUCUGGAGCAGGGUUGAAGUUGCCGCCGCCGCCGCCGCCGCCUUCCUGCUCACCGAGACCAAAACAGAACUUUGAAAAGAUUGAGAUGUUGGACCAAGUGCGGGAUCCGGGUUUGACCGCAUCUAUCGAAUGACCUUCCGUGCAUUUUUUUCACAUCUAUUCAUGUCGACGCCAAGCCAGUUUUUUGGCUCGGGUCACAAGUGCUGAGCGCGGCCUCGCUCCAUCCGCAGAAAGCCUUCUAGAAAUGAAACGAAACGAAACGACUGUCGCGUGGAAGCCUUCGAGGUGUGAGCAACAUUCAAAACCUCACGACUCUUUCUUUGUCCGUGGCAACUUAGCCUAUCGCAAGACGACGUAUACUACGUAAUUGCGGGACAAAUAUUUUCAAGUCUAGUGCCUUGCUUCAGAGAAGGUCGGCGAUGAAACAAUAAUUGAGGAAUUUUUGAUUGCGAUGCGGUAUUAGAGUUUGCUGACUUUGGAUGGAAAUCAUCUUCACAUUCUAAGUAUGAACCCUUCACUCAACAUUUCCAAAUAACAUACAUGACGAUGAAAUGUCUUUUCAUUGCAAACCGAAAGAGCGCCAAGAAGCUAACAGGAACGGGAGUUCUUAGCCUCUCGAUUGGCCAUGAAAGGAAGCGAUAGUUGCGCACACGCACGGUCUUGAUAGUCAUGUCAAAUUCCUUCGUUUUGCAGCGACCAACGCAACAUUUUCAUGCUCGUUGAGGUUUGCCAACGUAUGUAUGCAUCCAAGCCAGCAGCACUGUCGUUUGCUAAAUUCUCCUCUGCAUGCCACUUUGUAGACUAGCCAUUCCAAUUCAUAAUAUCAUUUACGAAAAGGCUGCACUCGUUUCCAAUUCCUUUUGUUUUUGUCUACUUUGCGUGUGGACGUGUACGUACACGCGUGAUGUUGUCGCUCUUCAAUCACUUUGCGGAAGCAUCAAGUGCCUUUCGUGUUUGUGUGGAUCUCGAUGGCUUUCGUGCACUCGUGUUGCAAGCGUUGGGCUUUUAUUUAUUUUAUUGACCAGUCAACUGUGUACUUUCUAAUCUAUUUUCCACAUUCAACUCACUUUCCUCUCCUUGACGGGUGACUGAAUUUUCUCUUUAGUCACUCAGCACGUCACCAUGUUGAUGCCCUUCUUUUAUAAAAUGGAUGAUUAGCCGUUUUUUUUUUCCAGCAUUGCUAUUAAGAGUGUACUUUCAACAAUUGUACUUAAUACAGAGUGCGUAAGGAAGUCAUUGAGAACACGUUUAGUUGUACCAGACUUCACAAUAAGUCUGUCUUUCUGUCUUACAAUAAAUAAUAUUGGAAUGUUUAUAAUGUA
Syngnathoides biaculeatus (alligator pipefish) is the source of this 3087-nucleotide messenger RNA. RefSeq names its product FERM domain containing 8 (gene frmd8). Gene Ontology annotation, biological process: negative regulation of canonical Wnt signaling pathway. Lineage: Eukaryota; Metazoa; Chordata; Actinopteri; Syngnathiformes; Syngnathidae. The record is from RefSeq and is a predicted model, not a curated record. The coding region runs from base 382 to 1782 and encodes 466 amino acids. The transcript has 11 exons. Gene Ontology annotation, cellular component: cytoskeleton; plasma membrane.